CUUCUCGCUGCAGUCCAGCGCAGCACCAAGGAAUGUAGGGGUAUCACGCUCACGGACGCCCAUUCCCGCAAUGCGCGGACGGACAGCCGCAUUCCGGUCGACCAUGCGCACCGCGCGUUCGGCGGCCAAAGCAUCGCUCCGCUUCGACCAGCGCGGUCGACCGGCGCAUGAUUAAGCGCAGCGACUUUGCGGAGCCAGCACCAGCACUCGGAGGGAGUCCUUCGCCCAUUGCUAUAUCCGCAUCACCGCAUCGCCGCAUCGGCCCUCAGCCCCACUCAACCCUCCUGGCAUCCCCCUGCGCCCCCGCGCUCCCUCUUGCUCUCCCCGCAUUACGACCCUUUCGGAAUUACUCAGGCGAUCGACCUCCGACCUCCUCACGUUGCCCGACACUCCUUCCCCCCGCCAAGGGGUCGUCAGUAAACCCCCAUGGACCGCCUUAUCCGCUUCCUGAUCCUCCUCAACGCGCUGCCGCUCGUCGCGCUAAUCAUCGCCACGUUUCUUCAGUCCCUCUACCGCUCCCUCCUCCAGUUUCUCCGCCUCGCCCCCCCGGACGCCCCCGACCUCCCCAUCUCCCCGCACCCGCGCGCGCCCCCUCCCCCCUCGGGACUCUGGUUUGUGCGCCGGCACGGAUCUCUGGGACAGGCGGAGGGGGAGAUGAUGGAACACAUGCGCCAAUUCA
Closterium sp. NIES-67 is the source of this 679-nucleotide messenger RNA. The record is from the annotation of a GenBank genome assembly. Lineage: Eukaryota; Viridiplantae; Streptophyta; Zygnematophyceae; Desmidiales; Closteriaceae.